This is a messenger RNA of Phymastichus coffea, 5460 nucleotides long. RefSeq names its product NACHT and WD repeat domain-containing protein 2. Bases 228 to 5381 code for a protein of 1717 amino acids. The transcript is spliced from 24 exons. Gene Ontology annotation, molecular function: protein binding. The record is from RefSeq and is a predicted model, not a curated record. Lineage: Eukaryota; Metazoa; Arthropoda; Insecta; Hymenoptera; Eulophidae.
UCCAGUCCAGGGCGACGUGCGCCUCUCGAAAGACCUUUACCUGCGAUUCGACGCGGCUACGAUUUCAAAUUGAAAAACAAGUGCGUCGCGAACGAGAGCGACAGACUGGACGCGUGGAACAAUUAAUGUAUCCGGCGUGGAGGGAGGAGUGAUCAAGUCUUGAUCGCGCGAUGCGCACCAAAUCGCGGCGUUGUUAACGUCCGCAUUGCGCUCGAAAGCUUGGCACGAUGGACGAGAAGACGAUCGACCGAAUUUUCGCGGGCUCGCUGGAGCAGCUGCCCGCGGUCAGCUCCAAGAUCGUCCGGAUUUUCACUAGCUCGACAUUCACGGACACAACGAUGGAGAGGAAUACUCUGAUGGCGCAAUGCUACCCGAGGUUGAAGGACUACUGUCGAGAGAAACACGGUUUGGAGUUUCAGGUGGUGGACAUGAGAUGGGGCGUGCGCGACGAGGCGACCGACGACCACAUGACCACCGAGCUGUGCAUGCGAGAGAUCGAGAACUGCCAGCGACUGUCUAUGGGGCCGAAUUUCGUGGUAUUCCUCGGCCAGAAGUACGGCUACAGGCCGAUACCGACCUACGUGCUGAGCUCGGAGUUGGAAAUGCUGAGAAGCGAGCUGGACGUCCAGGGCUGCGACGUGAGCGUGCUCGACCAGUGGUACAAGAAGGACAGCAACGCCGUGCCGCCCACCAGUAUUCUUCAGCCGAUAUCUUCCAUCCUGAAGAACUUCAACAACAAGAGGAUACCGAAGCUGCAGCAGGAGGACCAGGCGAUCUGGUGGGACACGAUGGUCAAGAUGCAGAAGCUCUUCCGCAAGGGCGCGCAGGCUCUGUUCAACAGCGGCAAGUUCGACAAGGACACGAUGCACAAUUACUUCAUGUCCGUGACCGAGCGCGAGGUGAUCAACGGCAUCCUCAACGUGAAGAACACCAAGAACCACUGUCUCGCCUACAUACGCAUAAUCAACAACAUCAACCUGCAGAACCUGCGCAAGGCCAGCUUGUACCUGGACAUCCUGAACAGGAGCUUGGACAACGAGGCCUCCAAGCUGCUGUCGGACCUGCGCGACACGAGGGUGCCCAACAAGAUCGAGGACUCCAACUUCCAGAAGUACGUGAUCGAGUGGAUAGGCCGCGAGGGCUUGGAUCCGGAGACGCACGGCGAGUACCUGCAGGAGUUCGUGACGCAUUUCUACCGCAACAUCGUUAAGUUGGUCGAUCGAGCGAUGAAGAAGGAGGACAGCUCGGCGCAGGGCCAGAUAAUCACGGAGAUCCUGCAGCAUCUGCACGCCUGCAACAACUCCGUGAAGGUCUUCUUCGGCCGAGAGGACAACCUGGUGCGCAUCCGGCGCUACAUGCUCGACAGCGGCGACAAGCCGCUGGUACUGUACGGCGAGGGCGGCUGCGGUAAGACGUCCCUGCUGGCCAAAAGCGCCGGACUGUCGAACCCGCGGGCCGCGAGGAAGGACAAGGACGCCGCCGCGGAGGAGGCCUGCUGGUUCGAGGGCAAGAGGCCCAUCAGCGUGAUCAAGUUCCUGGGCACCACGCCCGACAGCAGCGCGCUCACGCCCACCCUCGUCUCCAUCUGCCAGCAGAUCUCGUACAAUUACAUGCUACCGUUCGACGACAUCCCCGACGACCUGGUGCCUCUGACGGCCCACUUCAAGCACCUGCUCACGCUGGCCACGGCGGAGCAGCCGAUCUUGCUGUUCCUCGACAGCGUGGACCAGCUGACGGGCACCCAAGGCAACAAGCUGUCCUGGCUGCCCACGCGCCUGCCGGCCCACGUCAAGAUGAUCCUGUCGUGCGCAGCCGAGCAGUCCAAUCCCGUGAUCUCGCGCGACUACCACUUGCUCAGACGGAUGAUCGACCACGAGGACUGCUUCAUCGAGGUGACGGCUCUCGGCGAGGACCUGGCCAUGGAGAUCGUCAAGAAGUGGAUGCACAAGGCGCACCGCGACCUCAACAACUAUCAGUGGCGUCUGGUCGCCAACGCCAUUUCCAAGUGCUCGCUACCGAUCUUCGUGAAGCUCGUCUACGCGGAAAUCUGCCGCUGGCGCAGCUACACGAAGCCGGCCGACACCCACCUGGCCAACACAGUCAUGGACAGCAUCAUGAUGCUGUUCGAGAGGAUCGAGAAGCAGCACGGCAAGAUUCUCGUGUUCCACGCGCUGGCCUACAUCACCGCGGCCAAGUCCGGGCUGUCCGAAUCCGAGCUCGAGGAUCUGAUCUCGCUCGACGACAAGGUGCUCGACGACGUCUACCAGUACCACUUGCCGCCCGUCCGGCGCAUUCCGCCGCUGCUCUGGACGAGGAUCAGGAACGACCUGCCCAACUACCUGAGCGAGAGAGAGGCCGACGGGGUGAGCGUGCUCAACUGGUACCACAGGCAGUUCAGAGACGCGGCCAAGGAGAGGUACUUCAAGAACUUGAACUUGGCCACCUAUUUCCACUCGAUGAUCGCGGAUUACUACCUUGGCAUUUGGGGCGGCGGCACGCCCAAGCCUUUCAAGUUCACCGAGAUACAGAGGCACAGGUUCAAUCUACAGGACAAGGAGGGCGUGGCCGAUCGCAAAGUACCGGAACAGCCGCUGGCCUUUUACUCGAAGGAGGGGAGCAUCACCAGAUACAACUUGCGAAAGUUCGGCGAGCUUCCCUACCACUUGGUGCGGGCACGCCGCUUCAACGACCUCUUCGAGAGCGUGCUCUUCAACUACGAGUGGCUGCACGCCAAGCUCAGCUCCUGCCCUCUGCAGGCGGUCCUGUCCGACUUUGAGGACGCGUGUCUCAACAUCGACGAUCAGAAUCUGGUCAGGGAGCUGAUGCUGGUGGCGGACGCGCUGAGGCUCGGCGGCGCGAUCCUCGGCAAUCAUCCCGACAUGCUCGCGCCGCAGCUGGUCGGCCGACUGCUGCCGGAGAUCGGCAACAACGUCAACGUCCGCAUGCUGCUGCGCGCCUGCGACGCCGACGGCGCCAAGGACUGCGCCCUCCUGCCGCUCUAUCACUGUCUGCACACGCCCGGGGGACCCCUCAAGUACUCCCUGGAGGGACACCAGUUCGCGGUGUUCGGAUUUUGCCUGACCUCGGAUUACCGCUACGUCGUGUCGAUAUCGAACAAGUUCAUCACUUGGGACUUGAGCACCAGCGACAUGACGAGGGACGUGAGUCCUGGCAUCGAGGGCAUAAUGCAGCAAUUGGUGAUGAGUCCGGACAACAGAUACGCUGCUGCUUAUACGAAUAACAACCAGUCGGUGGUUUUGAACACGUUGACGAGCGAAUUCGUCAUCAUCGACAACCCCUUACCGGAAGAGGCGAAAGUCUGCGGCGUCUACCUCAUGAAUCAGUUUGCUUUUAUCUACGGUAAGACCGGCUGGUGUCGAUUCGAUUUGCGAGGCAACUUGCUGAGCAAUCACACUAGUCCGGAAGAUACGAAUCAGUGGUCCAUAUUGGAAUUGGAAUAUACAACGCUGGACGACUACAGAAUAAUAUUUUGGACGAAUCAUCUGGACGACCCGAUGAUGCUGCUGCAUACUUAUCGGAAGAAAAUGUUUCUGGAACCGUUUCACUUUCACAGUGCAAUGGCAAUGACCAAGGACAAGCAAACUCUGUACACUUGCACAACGACAGACGUAUACAAAGUAACCAAAUACACGAUCAGCGAAGGUUCAACGCAGUGGGACGAAGUCUUGGAACUUCCGCGAACGUACAACGACGAUCUCGAGUACAUGUUGCAACUGAAGCUUAACAAGGAGGAGGACACAUUGCUAGCCACAACGGGUAAUGGUUUUGUUGUUUGGUUCUUGCUGAGCCAAACUGAGCCAAUUGUGUUAAUGCUUCCAAAUGGAGUUCGAAACAUAAGUACGAAAAUGAUGUGCUCAAACUCGAUUAUGAUAGACGGCACAAAGAAAUACGCAGUAGCCGGUGUCAGGAAAAAUUUGUACGUAUGGAGCUUGGAUAAGCCAGAGUUAGUCAAGAUUUUAGAUGCUCAUUUUGCAAGAAUCAUUCAAUUAGAAGCUUUAACUAUUGGUAACUGGAACAGUGUUAUUACAUCUAGCAUAGACAGAAGUGUCAAGGUGUGGAAUAUUAAUAAUAUUUUCGAGCAAGUUCAUGUUAUCGAUAGGCAUGAGCUCCAAAUUGAUUCGCUAAGUUUGGCAGAGAAUUGUAAUCUCGCUGUAACUGUAACAAGAGGAUGCGUUGGAGUGUGGGACAUACAAGCUGGCAAGUUAAUUUCAAAAUUGGCAGACAGUCCCUUGGGUGCCAUUGUCACUCAUGCUUGUAUAACUCACGAUGGGAGGUAUAUUAUUUCAACUGAGUCAGGAAAUGUAUUAAUUUGGAAUCGUAUCACAGAACAAGUUUUAUUCAAAGAUGAGCAAGCAGAUGUUAGACAAUUAAUGCUUAUUCAAGAUGGUUCAAGAUUUGCUACAGUAUCUAGACCAAAUAAUUCUCCCGGUAUUGAAUCAAUAAAAACUACUGCUACAUUUAUAAUGAGAAGCAUACCUGAUGGUACCACAUUAUUUAUUUUUGAAUACCCUGUAAGGAGUAAUACUGGUAUUCCAUUUAGAGAAGUUGUUAUAACUUGCGAUGGGAAUCAUCUUGUUGUACCAGCUGCAGAGAAAGGAAGUCGAGAUUGCAUAAUGGUUUACAAUGCAAAAACUGGAGUUAAUAUUAGUAAAAUACCUAUUAAAUUACCAGGAUUCAAGGAUAUUAUUGCCAUUGUACCAAUGCCAAACAAAGCAUCAUGGGUUGGCAUCAUUGGCUCUGACAGAGGUAGUGUUUUAGAUAUAACUAAAAAGAAAAUCAUUCGUUCCAUUCCAAAAUGGAGUGGCAAUAUAAGUAAAGAUGGAAAAUACACCUUGUAUGCUCCUAGCAGAGGUGGAUUAGAACUCAUUGAAUUGAAAAAAGGAACUACUAUAAAGACCUAUAUACCAAAAGUAGCAGAAGGUGUUUUCACAAUUAUUUCAAUGUUUAAUAGAACAGAUGAAUAUGUUUUGUAUUACCAUAGUGGUCGUAAGACCAUUAGAGUAUUCAGAUCAUCAGAUUGUCAAAUGAUAGCCAACUACAGAGUACAGGCUGAACUAAGUGCUAUUGACAGUACCUAUGAUGGACGUGGAAUAGUUUUAGGAACAGUUGAUGGCUGUGUAUCAGUACUAGCAAUAGCAGAUCCUCAUAAACCAGAAAUAAAAGAGUAUCUUGCCAACCUCCCUUCACGGGAUGAGAAGUGGAAAAAGCGAAUGGAAAAGCAAAAAGCAGCGAUCAAGUUCAAGGCAGCAGUUCGUAUAACUCGAGUGACACAUGACCUGACAAAUCUUGUACGUUCUGAAAAUUCAUCAAACGUGAGCAGUGAUGUUGUAGAAGAGCGAUUCGGGGAAAGUGACAUAUAAUUUGCAAAAUCAAAGAAAUUGAUGUAUUGAUUAAUUGAAUAAAUUCAAUUUGAUAAAGAAAGGUUGUUCUAUAAAUAAU